GUGGAACGAUCCACAUGGUGUGCAGGAAUAAGGACAAAGCUGAGGAGGCAAGGGCUGAUAUUGUCAAGGAGACUGGAAAUAAAGAGGUCUAUGUUCAUAUCCUCGACCUGUCUGAGACCAAGAAGGUCUGGGAGUUUGCUGAGGGCUUUAAGAGGAAGUACAAGUCUCUUAAUGUACUGAUCAAUAAUGCGGGUGCCAUCAUGAGCCAGAGGGAUCUGAAUGCAGAGGGGCUUGAGAAAAGCUUUGCUACUAAUGUCCUGGGGGUUUACAUUCUCACCAAGAGUCUCAUUCCACUGCUGGAGAAGAGUGUGGACCCCAGAGUGAUCACAGUGUCAUCAGGUGGAAUGCUGGUGCAGAAGCUCAGGACAGGAAACCUGCAGUCUGAGAGAGGCCGCUACGACGGCACCAUGGUCUACGCCCAGCACAAAAGGCAGCAGGUGGUGAUGACAGAGCAGCUGGCAAAAACUCACACUAACAUCCACUUCUCCGUCAUGCAUCCUGGCUGGGUGGAUACUCCAGCAGUGGCCAAUGCUAUGCCAGACUUUCAUCAAUCCAUGAAGGACAGCCUGCGGACCCCAGAGCAGGGCGCUGACACAGUGGUGUGGCUGUCUGUCUCUGAGGCUGCUGUCAAAAACCCCAGUGGGCGUUUCUAUCAGG
Messenger RNA from Haplochromis burtoni (Burton's mouthbrooder), 657 nucleotides. RefSeq names its product dehydrogenase/reductase SDR family member 12-like. The record is from RefSeq and is a predicted model, not a curated record. Lineage: Eukaryota; Metazoa; Chordata; Actinopteri; Cichliformes; Cichlidae.